CACACAGAACCUACCUCCUGUACACACACACACACAUAACCUACCUCCUCUACACACACCCAGAACCUACCUCCUGUACACACACACACACAGAACCUACCUCCUGUACACAUAGCACCUACAGUGUCUACGACACAUUCCCAGCACCUAUCUUCUACGCACACAUUAUCUACCACACGUACAGCACGUAGUAGUAUAUCUUACCCACAGCAGGGACAUCUUAUCCUACGUACAGCAUAUAUACACAGUAGCUACUAUACACACACACAGCACCCACACAUACCUAGUUCCUCUCAUCUGCACACAGUAUCCUAUUAAUAAUCCAGCAGAAUCCCCCCACCGUCGACACCUUAUAGAUUAUAAUACAACACACCCAGCCCCUGCUGUGCACACCUUUCGCUUACUACACACGUCUAUAAAUACCCGGCACCGCCUGUACUAAUUACCGUGGGCUCACUAGGCACUUGCAUCUUCUCCACUACCCGUGCAGCCACAUCCACGUUGGGGGGCGUGGGGGGGUGGACAUCUCACGGACCCGCCCAGAAGAGACCUGCAAACCUUCGACCCUGACUCAGCGGCAAGCCCCACCAGCAAUCAAAGCGGAGCUUGGCCAAGGUCUCUGUUACCAGCCCAGCAGGCCGCUCUUUCACUCUUCCUGAGCCCAAGCCACCGGAAAGAGAGAAGAGCGUCCGCCAGAAGCACUCGGCACGGACGACAUCCCCGCCAGCGUCACUGCAGGAGGAGCAGCAGCAACAAGGACGUCGUCAUCAUCAUCAUCAUCUUGGUCCACGAUCCUGCAGGGACGUCAAGGAUAACCGGCAUCAUUGGCAGCAUCUUCAUCCUUUGGAAAAAGCAAGCUGCUGCGAGGAUAACAUCAUCAUCACCAUCGCCCUGAUCCUGUGGGACCAGCUUAUCUCCAUGACCUCGCCUCGCUGACCAUCCUCCUCCCGAGCACCGUGCUACGGGCGCCCUGCUGGGACACCCUUCCCCCCGCUGAGUGGGAGUGAACGACUGUCACGGCCAUGGGGAAUGGUCUUUCAGGCGAUAACCCAGUGCUGGCGAACUUCCCAAGCUUCCAGCCGCUGCAUGUGGCCAUAAUUGGCCUGGAUUCUGCAGGGAAGACUACGUUGCUCUGCCGCCUUAAGCUCCACGAUUUUGUGCACACGGCGCCGACCAUCGGCUUCAACACGGAGCGGCUGCGUGUAACCCUGGGACAGGGCAGGGUGGCCAACUUCCACUUUUGGGAUGUUGGCGGCCAGGAGAAGGUGCGGCCACUCUGGAAAUCGUACACACGCUGCGCCGACGGCAUCGUGUUUGUCACGGACGCUUCCGACCCUGAGCGUGUCGAGGAAGCCCGCACGGAGCUGCAUCGCAUCGCACGGACGGCAGAGUGCCAGGGUGUGCCAUUCCUUGUCGUUGCCAACAAGCAGGACCUACCCGAUGCCUUGCCCCCUCAUCAGCUGGAGAAGCUUCUAACUCUGACUGAUCUUGGUCCCACCAUACUGUGGCACAUACAACCCGUGUGCGCCGUCACAGGACAGGGUGUCUACGAGGGACUCGAUAAGCUCUACGAGAUGAUCCUGAAGAGGAGGAAAGUGGUCAAGUGGCAGAAGAAAAAUAAUAAACAGCGGUAAAGACCGCUUGUGGUGGUCUGCACGAAGGACUCCUUAUUUUAUGAUCACUGAUUUAGGCAGUGUUGGCAAAGAAAUAACUUUAAUCCUGUUUGUUUGGAUGCAGUUUUUGUUUGUUCAUGGUCAGCACAACAGACUGGAAUUGUGCGUAAAGAUGAACUGUUACAGAUUAUAUUGCUGUGGCCAAACUUCUAAUGUGGGAAAGCAUUUCGUUGUUGUGGCUUGAAACCUUUGGCCCGUUGGUUAAUACAAUAAGAAUGCACAGCUCAUUUUUUGAAAAACGCAUUGUUUACAUGGAGUCUGUAACAUCAACUAAAAAAGUGCUUUAUAGUUUUUUUAGGAUUGUUUAAAAAGUACAAAUUUGGAAAAUUAAAAAAACGUUAUUGCAUGUACAAUAGCAGCACUCUUUAAAGUUAUUACGUUGUUCAUUACUGUAUUGAGGCUUUUUUUGUACAUUUCCUGUUGAUAUUGUUACUCAAUGACGGAACAUCUGUAAGAGUAGAGCUAGAGUACAUAUUUAAUAGUGCGUUUAGUUGAAAAUGAUUUUAAAAAAAUAAAACAUUACAAGUGCAGGUUUCCAUUGGUGUACCAUUUUUGAAAUUCAACUUGGGUAUCGUACCGCAUGCAACAUUUCCAUACACAAUCAGGACAUUAGGCUAUGUCAACUCUUUUGGAUAAAAGGGUAUGCUCAUAGUUCUUGAUAAGCGUAUAGAAUUGUAAUAGCAGAUUCUAAAAAUCUAUGGCUUAUUUGCUAUAUGUUAUUGCUAAAAUUGAUUUGUUUACAGCUAAUUUUAAAACGCAUUACAGGCAAGUGCUUUUUCAUGAUUCGCCAAUUGUCUAUUCAAGAAGGCAGAAUGCCAAAGAUCGUUUAUUUGUUUUUAGUGCACCGUGUGACUACAUAAGCUAACCUUGGUCUCUGAGCUCUGAAAAGACAACACCGUGAUCUAAAUCUAGGGUUUGGUUAAAUUUUGACUUAAAGCUUUUCGUGACUGCAGUAAUUCAUAUUCUUGGGUUGGGUUGUUUCAAGCGGUUUAUAAACUGUUCAGCUAAUGCAGUGCUCUGCUUAUCAGAAAGUGUAUAAGCACAGUUUCUGUUUUCCAGCAACACAACUACCACAGCCAGUGGACGAAACUUAUGGAUUUAAAUUGUUGAAUGUCAUGUGCCUGGAAAAUCAAGUACAGUGGUCAGCAACACAUUGCUCUUGACCCCGUUUGAUACCACUCAUUUCUGUGUGUGGUUACCAAUGCGCGCCGUACUAUGUGAAUGUUGAAGUCUGCCACAUCGUUCCUGAGAGACUUCUAAUGCAUGCUACUGGUGCAGUCGAAAUUCCAAAUAAGAAAAUAGCUUGCUUUAAUCGCAUGAAAUUAACCAAGUGUUUCAAAUAUGAAUAUCGAUGUAACCAUACAGUGAUUGAAUUAAAAUAUAUAUUUUUGCUUACGAGACAUGCAGAAAAUUCGACAUUUUUAAAUUAUGUUUUUAUAAUACUUUGGAAGUGAUAGGUUAAUACCUUCUAGACAAUGGCAAAAAAACGUAUUUGUGAAUUGUGACCCUGCAUCCUCCAGUCAAAAUUCCAUAAAGUUGAAGGGAAUAAUGUGUCCCUAAACAUUAAGAAGACCUUUGCAAAACAGAUACUGGGAAUGGCAACGAAUAAAAAAUACAUAAACCAAUCAACAUAUUAACUGGAACGUUGUAAGUGUUUGAAAAUUAUUCAAGGCCUCAGCACUGUGCACUUUAGUUGCUGCCUUAUGUUAAUGAUAAUGGCUGCUCUUAAUACGAAUGAUAUACUGAGGAUAUAUCUCAAUGUUUCCAGCACAAUUUAAAGUUCGCUCAUGCAUGAUAUCUGUUUUUAUACUCCGUGGUUUACCAGCAUAUGUGUGACCAAUUGAUAUGUCCCACAAGCAUAAAUUUAACCAUGCACUGAGGUUCCUAUGGUAAGAACGCAACUGUGCGAUGUACUGCAAGUAAAAUUUAGUUUGUCUCAUUAUUUACAAAUGUACAUAUUUAUUUUUUGUAUACAUAAAUAAGGACUGGGUACAUAUUUCUAGAGUUUUGUUACAUAACAGUAACAUAUCAGUCUUCCGGUAAAGUGAUCCAUGUUAAACAGCCUGGAUUGUAGGCGUUCUAAUGCCAAUAAAAUCCCAUUUGAAAUACAGUA
Petromyzon marinus (sea lamprey) is the source of this 3786-nucleotide messenger RNA. RefSeq names its product ADP-ribosylation factor-like protein 4A. The record is from RefSeq and is a predicted model, not a curated record. Gene Ontology annotation, molecular function: GTPase activity; GTP binding. NCBI's taxonomy places the organism in Eukaryota, Metazoa, Chordata, Hyperoartia, Petromyzontiformes, Petromyzontidae.